Dipodomys ordii (Ord's kangaroo rat) is the source of this 1584-nucleotide messenger RNA. It is a transcript of the gene Tnfrsf19, whose product is annotated as tumor necrosis factor receptor superfamily, member 19. The transcript is spliced from 10 exons. The record is from RefSeq and is a predicted model, not a curated record. Gene Ontology annotation, biological process: positive regulation of canonical NF-kappaB signal transduction; positive regulation of JNK cascade. Gene Ontology annotation, cellular component: plasma membrane. The coding region runs from base 1 to 1584 and encodes 527 amino acids. Gene Ontology annotation, molecular function: signaling receptor activity; protein binding. NCBI's taxonomy places the organism in Eukaryota, Metazoa, Chordata, Mammalia, Rodentia, Heteromyidae.
AUGGCUAUCCAAGUAUUCCAAGGAUAUCAGAAAGCAUUCUUCUCCAUUGUGCUUUUGCUAGAUUGUCUGUCCUGCAAAGUGCUCGGUGAAACCGGAGACUGUAGACAGCAGGAAUUCAAGGACCGGUCUGGAAACUGUGUCCUCUGCAGACAGUGUGGGCCAGGCAUGGAGCUGUCUAAGGAGUGUGGCUUCGGCUAUGGGGAGGACGCGCAGUGUGUGCCGUGCCGGCCGCACAGGUUCAAGGAGGGCUGGGGUUUCCAGAAAUGCAGGCCGUGUCUGGACUGUGCCCUGGUGAACCGAUUCCAGAAAGCCAACUGUUCCUUCACCAGCGACGCCAUCUGCGGAGACUGCUUGCCAGGAUUUUAUAGGAAGACGAAACUUGUUGGUUUUCAAGAUAUGGAGUGUGUGCCUUGCGGUGACCCCCCUCCUCCAUACGAACCGCACUGUACCAGCAAGGUCAACCUUGUGAAAAUCGCAUCCACAGCCUCCAGCCCUCGAGACACAGCCCUGGCCGCCGUGAUCUGUAGUGCGCUGGCCACAGUGCUCCUGGCCCUCCUCAUCCUUUGUGUCAUCUACUGCAAGAGACAGUUCAUGGAGAAGAAGCCCAGCUGGUCUCUGCGAUCACAAGAUAUUCAGUAUAAUGGUUCUGAGCUGUCGUGUUUUGACAGACCUCAACUCAGUAACUACGGGCACAGAGCUUGCUGCAAGUGCCACCAGAACUCAGCCCAGACCUACGGGCCUGUUCACCUGAUCCCCUCCCUGUGCUGUGAGGAAGCCUGUGGUAGUCCCCGCUCAGCUCUUGGUUGUGGGGUGCAUUCGAAGGCCGCCCCUCAUGAGAGAAGCACAGCCCCGCUUGGGGAGGCAAUGCCGGCUCUCUUUGGGACCCUUUCCCGGUCCACGUGUGGUGAAUAUUCCGACGCUUGGCCCCUGAUGCAGAAUUCCAUGGGUGGCGAUGACAUCUCCUUGUGUGACUCCUACCCUGACAUGACUGGGGAAUGUCGUCCCCUUGAUCCAGACAACGAAAACUCAGUAUCUUUGGAUUCAAACAGUCAAGAAGUAGUUGGGGGAGCUGUUCUCCUUCCAGCUCAUUCUGGAAGCUUUUCAGGACCUACUGACUUCUCCAGAUAUAAGGAUACAAGCAUGGACUCCACGCUGGCUCAGGAUGCACUGACUGCUCAAAGCCAGCUAAGUCAGGAGGUUGGUGACGCCAUGCAGUUAGCCACCCUGCCCUCCUGUCAGGCCAUUCCUUCUGCUGUUUGGUCCUGUUCUCAAGAUCUGAAUCCCCAGGAAAUCCAAGGACUGGGGGACUGGCCUCUGCCUGCUGCCUCUGCAGCCUCUGGGCCCCUGGCUCCACUGGAGUACCUGUGCUCCAGGCUUGCAGCCACACUGAUUGGAGGAGGGACCAGAAGCAAGCAGCAGCAGCAGCAGCUCUCCAACUGUGUGGAUAGACAGGGUGGCAUCUUACUGCAGAAGGAGAAUGUUGUUCUAAUGCCACUGAAAUCUGUCAUCACAUCUCGAAAGAUAAAGGCAGGGUCUGCAGUGUCUUUGCAAAUGGAAGAUUCUAGAAGAAUGACACCAAUGUGA